Messenger RNA from Hibiscus syriacus, 1393 nucleotides. RefSeq names its product putative serine/threonine-protein kinase. The coding region runs from base 77 to 1171 and encodes 364 amino acids. The transcript is spliced from 6 exons. Lineage: Eukaryota; Viridiplantae; Streptophyta; Magnoliopsida; Malvales; Malvaceae. Gene Ontology annotation, biological process: protein phosphorylation. The record is from RefSeq and is a predicted model, not a curated record. Gene Ontology annotation, molecular function: protein kinase activity; ATP binding.
UUUGGUGAUUUCAGGAUUGGAUAAGAGAUCCGGUUUAAUUAUAAGGGUUAAAGGGAUCAGCUAUCUAGGGUAUGCCAUGAGUUGUAAGUGUUUUGGUUCGUUUGAUUGGUUCAAAGGAAGGAAUAGCCCUACUCCUGACCAGACUCAAGCUCAAGAGUUCACCACCGAGAAUUUAAGGCUAUUUACUUAUAAUUCGUUGAGAUCAGCAACAUCAAAUUUCCAUCCAUCAAACAGAAUCGGUGGAGGUGGUUUCGGAGUUGUCUACAGGGGGAUUUUGAGGGAUGGUACUCAAGUAGCUAUCAAGAAACUCUCUGCGGAGUCUAAGCAGGGAUCUAGGGAAUUUUUUACGGAGAUCAAUAUGAUAUCAAACAUACGACAUACCAACCUUGUUGAACUAAUUGGCUGUUGUGUUGAAGACUCCCAUCGGAUCUUAGUUUAUGAAUAUCUAGAGAAUAAAAGCAUUGCCAGUGUUUUACUUGGUUCAAGAAGUAAAUAUAUUGCUUUGGAUUGGCCUACAAGAGCUGCUAUUUGCUUAGGUACAGCUUCUGCUCUUGCAUUUCUUCAUUAUGAAGCCGUGCCGCAUAUUGUCCACAGGGAUAUUAAAGCUAGUAAUAUACUUCUGGAUGGGAAUUUUCAUCCUAAAAUAGGAGAUUUUGGGCUUGCUAAGCUUUUUCCGGACAAUGUCACUCAUGUCAGUACUCAAGUGGCUGGAACAUUUGGAUAUUUGGCCCCAGAGUAUGCCCUUUUAGGACAGCUAACCAAGAAGGCAGAUGUUUACAGUUUUGGGGUGCUCCUGCUUGAAAUAAUUAGUGGUAGAAGUAGUAGUAAGGCUGUCUUUGGAGUGGAACUGAUGCUUCUGCUUGAAUGGACAUGGAAACUGAAACAAGAAGACGGGCUUCUGGAUAUUGUUGAUCAAGAAAUGAAUGAAUAUCCAGAAGAAGAGGUGAUGCGGUUCAUCAAGGUUGCCCUCUUUUGCACCCAAGAAGCUGCACACCGAAGACCUACUAUGAAGCAAGUGGUGCAAAUGCUUUCCAACGAGGUGCACCUAAAUGAUAACUUGCUGUCAGAGCCAGGUGUUUACAAGGGGCAAAACCCUCACCAAUCACUGAUUCCUUCUUCCUCAACCACGAUUUUCAGCUCUCACAGUAUUACACAGAUGAUUCCUAGGUGAUAUGCUUAAUACUUACCCGUUGUCUAAUCAUUGAUUACAUGAGGCUGAAAUGAAAACUUGGCCUUGGCCCUCCUGCCCCUGGUUUCGCCUUGGCAAUUACUACACCAAACCCGAACUACUGCUCUUAAAGAGCCACCAACCAUCUCAUACUUGUCCAGCAUCCAAGUUUAACUAAACAAUCUCCUCUUAUAACGGUAAUCAAGAGAUGUGUUGGGGAUAUGU